Grus americana (Whooping crane) is the source of this 1115-nucleotide messenger RNA. RefSeq names its product apelin (gene APLN). The record is from RefSeq and is a predicted model, not a curated record. Gene Ontology annotation, molecular function: hormone activity; apelin receptor binding. Gene Ontology annotation, biological process: signal transduction. Lineage: Eukaryota; Metazoa; Chordata; Aves; Gruiformes; Gruidae.
AUGACCGGGCGGGCGGCGGGGCCGGGCCGGGCUCUCACCGCCUACAAAUGCGGCUCCCCCGGAGCGGGGCCGCCGCCGCCGCCCCCGCCGCCCCGCAGCCCCAGCAUGGCCGCCCCGCGCUGGCUCCUGGCGCUGCUGCUGCUGCUCUGGCUCGCCCUGGCCGCCGCGGGGCCGCUGGGCCAGGCGCCGGGCGGGAAGGAUGCGGAGGACGGCCUCAUCCGAACCCUGGUGCGGCCGCGGGGUGCGCGGCGCGGGGCCGGGCCCCGAGCGGGCGGCUGGCGGAGGUACCGGCGGCCCCGGCCCCGGCUCUCCCACAAGGGCCCCAUGCCCUUCUGAGGCAGGGUUGCCAGCGGCCGCCCAAGGAUGCGGCUCCCAUCGCCCGCUCCGUGUCCUAGCCCGCUCCGCUUGUCUGCUGGCCCCGAGCGCGGGGUCCCACCUGUGAGCCCUCGGCUGGCGUCACCUCCACCCUGCGGCUGUCCCUGGUGGCCCCAGCGCCGUGGCUGGCACCGGGGGUGCCUCCUGCCUCUCCCCUCGCUGCCUCCUGGGGCUGGCUGGCAGCGGGUGGCCCACGAAGCUCGUGGUGGAGCCGGGUGCUGCUGCGAUGGCCCUGUCCCGGUGGGCGCGGGGCUGCCCUGGGCAUCGGCUCGCCAGGACCCGUGGACUUUGCGCAAAGCACUUUGUCAGGCAGAGGAGCUUCUCCGCAGGGGUCUGCAAGCUCCCCCGGGGCUCCUGCCCCAUCCUUGCCAGUUGCCCGCCCGUAUGCUGGGGUGAGCACGUAGCUUGUCCUGGCAGGCGGUCUAUUUAUUCCCAUGGUGCUAAUCCCCGGGCGAGCUGCUCUCCCCUCCCCGCUGAGCGUGGGGUCCCCUUCCCCUGGCAGAUCCACCUCCUGGGGACCCCAAAGGCGUGGGGCACAGCGUGGGGCUCUGGGCCCCCCCUCUGCCCGCCCCAUGCCAUGGGACAGUGGGAGAAGGGGGGCACUGGGGUCUCUGUGUCAAACACUGACAUAUGCCAAAGGGGAGGCCCUUGCUCUGAGUGCCGCCGGGUCCUGUUGACCAUGUUUCUCGUGUCUGUAAAGAUUUAUUCUGUGUAAAUACAUCUUUAUAAUAAAGAGUUAU